Saccharomyces mikatae IFO 1815 is the source of this 1722-nucleotide messenger RNA. RefSeq names its product ribosome-binding protein MDM38 (gene MDM38). Bases 1 to 1722 code for a protein of 573 amino acids. Gene Ontology annotation, molecular function: ribosome binding. The transcript has a single exon. Gene Ontology annotation, cellular component: mitochondrial inner membrane. Gene Ontology annotation, biological process: intracellular monoatomic cation homeostasis. Lineage: Eukaryota; Fungi; Ascomycota; Saccharomycetes; Saccharomycetales; Saccharomycetaceae. The record is from RefSeq and is a predicted model, not a curated record.
AUGUUGAAUUUUGCAUCGAGAGCGUCAUGCGUGGCAAGACGUCAAGCAAGCUUGCACCUUCUUAAAAAUCAGGGUCCUCGAUUGAUAGCUUCCACUACUCCCCUAUACCAUUGGUCUCUGGGGGCUCAGGCACUAAAGCCCUAUCAUUCUUCAUCCUUGAGAUUUUACUCUGCUGAAAAGUCAAAGAAUGUUUCCAAGCCUGCAACUCAGACACCUACUGAUGCUCCCGUCAAACCUAAGGAGACGCUUAUGGUAAAAGUGAAACAUGCUUUGAAGCAUUACGUUAAUGGCACAAAGCUUUUGGGUUAUGAGAUAAAGGUCUCCACGAAGCUUUUAAUCAAAUUUGCCCAAGGUUACGAAUUAUCUAGAAGGGAAAGAAACCAGUUGAGAAGAACAAUGGGCGAUGUAUUUAGGUUGAUUCCCUUUUCAGCGUUCCUUAUCAUCCCAUUUGCCGAAUUAUUUUUGCCCUUCGCAUUGAAACUCUUUCCCAAUUUACUACCCUCCACUUACGAGUCGGGGAAGGAUAAACAAGCCAAGAGAAACAAGCUGAUCGAGAUCAGAAAAAAGACCUCCGAAUUUCUGCACGAAACUUUGGAGGAAUCCAAUUUAAUCACUUACAAUACUAUCGAAAAUGCAGAGAAAAAGCAAAAAUUCUUGAACUUUUUCCAAAAACUUUACUCUGCAAAGGAAGGUAAGAUUAUGAGUUUCCAACAUGAUGAGAUAAGUGCCAUUGCUCAAAUGUUCAAAAAUGAUACCGUUUUGGAUAAUUUAUCAAGGCCACAAUUGGCAGCAAUGUCGAAAUUCAUGUCGUUAAGACCAUUUGGUAACGAUAACAUGCUUCGUUAUCAAAUUCGUUCCAAACUGAAAGAUAUAAUGAAUGACGACAAAACCAUCGAUUACGAAGGCGUUGGAAGUUUGUCGCAAGAAGAACUGUAUCAAGCUUGUGUAUCUCGUGGUAUGAAGGCGUAUGGUGUGUCCAAGGAAGAUUUGGUCGAUAAUCUGAAAGUUUGGCUGGAAUUGAGGUUGAGACAAAAAAUUCCAUCUGUCCUAAUGGUUUUGAGUUCCACAUUCACUUUUGGAGGGCUUCCAAAGGAAAACUAUUCAAAAGCUUUUUCGCCUCUGGCUGAAAAAAAGGAAACAAAAAGCAAAUAUGACGAUCUACUGGAUCUGUACUACGAUGGUAUAUUACAAGUGCUAAGUUCGAUUCCAGAUCCUGUUUACAACGUAGCAAAAUUAGAUGUAUCUGAAUCUAAAUCUUCCGCUGCAGAAACAGAAGCUGAAAAGCAAGCCGCUGAAAAGAAGGCAAAGGUGGAAGCAAAACCAGAGGAAUCCGCUAUACCGAAGGAGGAAGCUGUCGCAAAAGAUUCUACCAUAGCAGCCACUGCAUCUGUGGCUGCUCCUAAACUAGUCGUGGUUAAUGAAAAGCCAAAAACAGCAAAAAUAGAAACAAAACCUGAAGAAAAGGAGGACACCGCUACUGCCGAUUCUGCAGAAACCUCAGAAGCGGGUGAAAAGAAGACGUCUGAUGACAAUGAGUUCAAAUUAAACGUCCUGAAGGAACAGGAACAACUGAUUAAAAAGGAAGAAGAGGAAGCCAAACAAAGAGCUUCAAGGGAGCACGUUCCUGAUGAUAUCAAUCUAGAUGAAGAGGAAGAGGCUAAAACGGUACCACCUAUUCCAGCCGAUCAAGCUGCGAAAACAUCUGUCGUUAAGAAAGAUUAA